AGGGCGCGCGCGCACGCGCGUGCGCAGGCGCGAGCCACGCGCGGCUCGCUCUAGUGUGAGCAAUGAAGCUGCUGCUGGCCUUGUUGGCCACGGCCACAGCGGUGAAGUUCAAGCCGCAUGUGAACAAGACGCACAAGGUGCUUCCCAAGGGCCUCCUGAGGGACGAUCUGCAGUUCCCACUCUUUGUGCACAUUCCGAAGACAGCAGGCACCUCGAUCUGGAAGGCGCUGGGGCCCAACUACACGGACUCCGGGCGCUACCCCGAGGUGCCCUUCUUCUGCAUGAAGCACAACCCGCCCCAGGAGCAUGUGCCCGACAGCUGGGCGGUGGUGCGGGACGUUUGCGACCGCCUGGUCUCGGAGUUCGCUUGGGCCCGGCUCCAGGGCUGGUACCAAGCGUAUCAGAAGGAGGGCCUUCACUACCAUGAGGAGCCCAACUGCACGACCUUCAACAAGUGGGUCAGCUUGGUCACCAGAAAGUACCAGGACAACUCAGACGUCGAGGACUGUCACAUGAUCCCCCAGUGGUGCUACGCUUCGAAAGUUGACAAGGUCCUCCCGAUGACCUCGCACCUGGAGGAGGAUAUCCGACACAUGGACAAGCGCCUGCAGUUCCUGAACCUCCCCAAGAAGAACCACCACUCACACUUUGUGAAGAAGAUGAACGUUUCCUGUGGCUGCCUGAGCCCCGCCAACUUGGAAGCGGUCCAGACCCAUUUCUUGGAGGACUUUGUCCACUUGAGGAGCGUGCUGGGACCGUCACAGUUCGAGCCCAAGGCGGCGGCGCAGCCGAACUUCGCGGUGAAGCGCUCGGUUUGCGCCAGCUUCCGCCGCAGCGGCAAGCAGGUCAAGUUGAGCCGCUGAGGCCUUGGGGCCCAGGCAUGGCAUCCAAACGGAUGUGCAUGUACACAGGGGUAAGUCACCAACAUGAAAACGAGCAAAGCGUAC
This is a messenger RNA of Effrenium voratum, 947 nucleotides long. The record is from the annotation of a GenBank genome assembly. Lineage: Eukaryota; Dinophyceae; Suessiales; Symbiodiniaceae.